Cercospora beticola is the source of this 1825-nucleotide messenger RNA. It is a transcript of the gene TIF35, whose product is annotated as translation initiation factor eIF3 core subunit g. Lineage: Eukaryota; Fungi; Ascomycota; Dothideomycetes; Mycosphaerellales; Mycosphaerellaceae. Gene Ontology annotation, cellular component: cytoplasm; eukaryotic translation initiation factor 3 complex. The record is from RefSeq and is a predicted model, not a curated record. Gene Ontology annotation, molecular function: RNA binding; translation initiation factor activity.
GGCUGUUGGAAAUCCAUCAGACAGAUCGCUCGAGGACCAAUCGUGCUGAAAGACAUAUGCCAACGGACGGCAAUGUAGGUCGAUCAUAUCCGUCAUGUAGUACCGCACAGGAUUUUACACUGGUGCCUUUUCACAGGCUGCGCUGGAUUCAGCGACUUUGUGUGCAGCUUCGAUACACGACCUGUAGAGCAGUGCAACACGCGCACAGCUGCGUCUCAGGAAUUUCUGUGACGCGCUCACGUGACUGACCCCACACUCGCACCUUCCACAAUUCGACAACGCCGCUUCACGUGUUGAACUUUUUGAACAGUCCACAUCACCACACACAACAUGGCCGCCGCAGUACAAAACCCGCCGCGAGGCACCGACUGGGCCGACGACGACGAUGCGCCCGAUCUCAGCAACGCCAUUCCCGCCCCACAAAUCACCAAGAACAAGGACGGCACCGAAACAGUCAUCACAUUCUUCAUCAACGAGGAGGGCAAGAAGGUCAAGCGCACACAAAGAAUUCGCCGCAGCGUCGUAAAGAAGCGAGAAAACCCUCGUGUCGCGGAGCGCAGAGCAUGGCCCAAGAUGGGCAUCGAGGCUGGUCGCGCAGCGGGCCCGCAUCCGGAUACUACGACACUUGGCGAGAACAUCAUUUUCCGACCGCAGGUGGGCUUCAAGGCCGGUGGUGCGCAAGAGAAGGCUCCUGAGGAGGAUAAGAAGGCAGAGGCGUUGAAGAAGAUGCAGAUCAAAUGUCGUAUUUGUUCGGGAGAUCACUUUACGACAAAGUGUCCGUUCAAGGACACCAUGGCGCCGACGGGAGAGGAUGCUGCGCCGGCGGACAUGGAUGCUAUUACGGGAGAAGAUAAGGGAGGCUUGGGUGCUGGUGGAAGCAGUUAUGUGCCGCCGCAUCUGCGUAAGGGUGCCGCCGGUGCUGGUGGCGGUGAGAGAAUGGGUGGCAAGUUCGAGAGGGACGAUCUUGCUACGUUGCGUGUCACAAACGUCUCAGAAUUCGCAGAAGAAGGCGAUCUGCGCGAGAUGUUCGAGCGUUACGGCCGCGUCACUCGUGUCUUCUUGGCUAAGGACCGUGAAACAGGCAGAGCAAAGGGCUUUGCGUUCGUCAGUUACGCAGACCGAUCAGAUGCUGCACGUGCUUGCGAGAAGAUGGAUGGUUUCGGUUACGGGCAUUUGAUCUUGCGUGUCGAAUUCGCGAAGAAGAGCACUACUUAGAGAGCAGCUGGAAAGCUACGAAAAUUCUGCAUGUACUACGGUAUGGGUCGCAUCGCCUGGAGUCGCGGUGCAUCGCGAAGAAGCGGAUAGAUGAAAUGCAAGAUCUGAUCGCCUUCGUACUACCUUCUACAUUCAGGAUUGUCCUGCUAAUUCUUCAUGCACCCAGUGGAAUCGCUGCGUCAACCUUCAUCUCCGGCAACAUUCCCAACUUGGCGAAUUCUUCGAAUGUCUCGAAGAAUGCCUCCAGAAUGUCCACAUAUCCUGUAAACCCAGCUCUCCGCACUUUAUCCUGUCCGAUAACACCAUAUCUCAAAUAACAAUAAUCUCCCAGAAAGGUCUUAUCUAUCUCCUCUUCACUUCCGAAAGGAUCAUGCGUUAAUCUCCCUCCACUCUGCUCCUGAAUCUCCUUCCACGCCUGAUGAUUCUCCGGCUUCCUCGCCCAGUCCGCAAGCGAAAAUUCGAGAGGCGUCUCAAGAGGAGGACCAUAUCCCAACGGCGAAUCUUUGCCUCCUGCCAGUUGCAUUUUCCUAGGGAAGGAGCGUUCAGAGUCUGUUUUAGGGAGAUUCACGCCUUUGGAGACGGAGUACCAGCGAGCGAGUUCGUGGAAAAG